This is a messenger RNA of Canis lupus familiaris (dog), 1810 nucleotides long. RefSeq names its product KTI12 chromatin associated homolog (gene KTI12). Lineage: Eukaryota; Metazoa; Chordata; Mammalia; Carnivora; Canidae. Bases 33 to 1052 code for a protein of 339 amino acids. The record is from RefSeq and is a predicted model, not a curated record. The transcript has a single exon.
UCGGCGGCCGCGAACGGCCGCUCCCCGCCGGGAUGCCGCUCGUGGUGUUGUGCGGGCUGCCGUACAGCGGCAGGAGCCGGCGCGCCGAGGAGCUGCGCGGGGCGCUGGCGGCCGAGGGCCGCGCGGUGUGCGUGGUGGACGACGCGGCGGUGCUGGGCGCGGAGGACGCGACCGUGUACGGCGACUCCGCCCGGGAGAAGGCGCUGCGCGGCGCCCUGCGAGCCGCGGUGGAGCGGCGCCUGAGCCGCCGCGACGUGGUCAUCCUGGACUCGCUUAACUACAUCAAGGGCUUCCGCUACGAGCUCUACUGCCUCGCGCGGGCGGCGCGCACCCCACUCUGCUUGGUGUAUUGCGUGCGGCCGGGCAGUGUGAGCGCGGGGCCUCGGGCGGCGGCGGACCCUGGCCGGAAUGGCGGUGCGGGUCAGAGGCCGCGCGCUGAGGACGGAGGGAGACCCCUGGCGGCGGGCGCCGCGGUCCGCAGGGAGCCCUGGGCCGCCGAGCCUCAGGAAGCGGAGCAGGAGACCGCGGCGCCCGCUCUCCCGGCUCUUGGGACUCCAGAAUUCGAAGAAUCUGCAAACCUCGGGUCCAGUGCGUCUUACCCCCCCGAGCUUAUGGAAGCCCUGAGGGUGCGCUUUGAGGCUCCAGACUCUCGGAACCGCUGGGACCGACCGCUGUUCACCUUGGUAGGCUUAGAGGCGCCGUUGCCCCUGGCCGAGAUUCGGGCUGCCUUGUUUGAGAACCAGGCCCCUCCGCCUCAUCAGUCUACACAGUCCCAGCCCCUUGCCUCCGGCAGCUUUUUGCACCAGUUGGAUCAGGUCACGAGCCAGGUGUUGGCGGGACUGAUGGAAGCGCAGAAGAGCGCGGUCCCUGGAGACCUGCUUAAGCUUCCUGGCACCACGGAGCACCUGCGGUUUACCCGGCCUUUGACCAUGGCAGAACUGAGUCGCCUCCGCCGCCAGUUUAUUUCCUAUACCAAGAUGCAUCCCAACAAUGAGAACCUGCCUCAGCUGGCCAACAUGUUUCUGCAGUAUCUGAGCCAGAGCCUGCACUAGGGGGGGGCGGGGGGGGGGCGUGGCUCCUCGUCUAACCUCCACUACCCUAAGUUUCUUGAUCGACUAAUUUCUUUAUUUUAAAAAAAAAUUUUUUUAAAUUUAUUUAUGAUACAGAGAGAGAGAGAGGCAGAGACAUAGACAGAGGGAGAAGCAGGCUCCAUGCACCGGGAGCCCGACGUGGGAUUCGAUCCCGGGUCUCCAGGAUCGCGCUCUGGGCCAAAGGCAGGCGCCAAACCGCUGUGCCACCCAGGGAUCCCUUGAUCGACUAAUUUCAGUGUCUGCAGGGCAUGUUGAUGUGUGGUGGCAGAGCUGCUGUGAUUGAUUUACUCACACUUUCCUCUGUGCUAGGCCUUGUGUUUACAGCAUAGAUUGAAACUAAAGAAAAGAGAGAACUGGCUCGGAGGAUCUUGGCAAAUUUCUCCAGGGGACAGUCAGGUGGACAGAGUUUGUUUAGAUUGGGUUCUACUUGACAUAUCAGACAUGGAUUUUCCCCAUCUGAACUGUGGGAGCACAGACUGGAUGGGUGGGUUGUCUUAAAACAGUUAUGAACAAAACCUGAAGAUGGCUCAGGUCUGCAUCUGUACUGGCCUUUCUUUCAUAUCAUAAUUUUUUGAGUACUCUGCCUACUUUUUGCUAAUCUUUCCCGGAGCCAAAGGUCACAGAUAUAUCCACGGGUUUCUGUGCUUGGGAAGCUUUGGUUUUGGUGGAAGUGAAAGACAACUACUAUUUCAUCUAAUAAAAUCUUUUAGGAGAAGAAA